UUUUGUGAAAUGCACUCGCGUUUGUAGUUGCGUGUGCGUUCAUUUUACGUUCUGUGGCCCAUGUUAUUAGUUAUCUGUGUUUAGCACUCGCGUGUGCGUUCAUUUUGCUGCGUGCGUCAUUAUGCCGGAAUAUACUAUCAAUGGCAUACCGGUACAGUUUCCCUUCGAGCCGUACGAGGUGCAGAAGAAUUACAUGGCCAAGGUGAUCGAAUGUCUGCAAAAUUCAACCAACGGUGUGCUGGAGUCGCCAACUGGGACGGGAAAAACGCUAAGCUUGCUGUGCUCGUCCCUUGCGUGGUUGCAGCAUGUACGAUCAAAGUCACAGUCACAGUCCUGCCGGCCGGAGGAAUUCGAUAUGAAACCCCUGGAAUUGAGUAACAUGAAAAACCAUAACCUAACCCCGGAGCAAGCGUUCGCGCUGAUGGAAAGCGCCAAAGUGGGACUGGCGAAGGUUGUUUAUGCGUCCCGCACACACUCGCAGCUAUCGCAAGCGAUGCAGGAGCUGAAGAGCACCAGCUACAACUUUUUCCGUGCCAUCAGUCUCGGUUCGCGUGACCAGCUGUGCAUCCAUCCGGAGGUUUCGAAGGUGGACAGCAACGCCAUGAAGACGAACCUCUGCCGGGAGAAGGUGAAGGCGCGCAGCUGCUCGUUCUACAGCCGGGUGGAAAAGGUGAAGGACCACCCGGAGGUGAACCAGGUGCCGAUACACGACAUCGAGGAUCUGAUCACGGUCGGCACGAAGAUGAAGGCGUGCCCGUUCUACCUCUCGAAGGAGCUGGUCGAGAAGGCGGACAUGCUGUUCAUGCCGUACAACUAUCUGCUGGACGCGAAGGCGCGCAAGGCAAACAAUCUGAGCGUGCAGAACAGCGUAAUCAUCCUGGACGAGGCGCACAAUGUCGAGAAGAUGUGCGAGGAGUCCGGCUCGACGCACAUCCGCUCGUCCGACAUUGCCCUCGCCAUCGAGGACACGUCGUCGAUCAUCAGUACGUUUGUGGACGCGGGCGGUGCGGCCGGCAUGGACACCGACGGCGACGGCGAGAAGCUCGAGUUUACCAUGGACGAUCUGGUGCUGCUGAAGGAAAUGCUGCUCGGCAUCGAGAAGGCGGUCGAUGACAUUCCCAUCCAGUUCUCGCAGAAGGGCAGCACGUUCGGGGGUACCUACGUCUUCGAGCUGCUCGAGAAGGCAAACGUGAAGUUUGGCAACGCGAACGUGAUACUGCAGGUGCUCGCGUCGCUCGUCGCGUACACCACGUCGCGGGCGGAGAAAAACAACUUCGUACGACGCGGUGCCGGCCUGCAGGCGGUGGCCGACUUCCUCGAGAUAGUGUUUUCCGGCAGCGGACCGGAGUACCAGCAGGCCGUCGAGCGCUGCUUCAAGGUGCACGUCGAGCAGGAGGAGUCGAAGAACGCGAAGGCCGGUGGUGGUAGCGGCGGUGGCGGCGCCGACGGCAAGGGAACGUCGACGAAGCGCACGGACGGCUGGCUGUCGACUAAGUGGAGCAAAAAGUCGGAAUCGUCGACCGACAAGGCCGCCGGCAAAGCGGGGCGGGUCGUGAACUUUUGGUGCUUUAAUCCCGGUUUCGGCAUGCGGCAGCUGACGGGUGCGAGCAUACGCAGUAUUAUACUGACGAGCGGAACGCUCGCCCCACUGAAACCCCUCAUAAACGAACUGAGCAUCCCGGUCGGGGUGUCGCUGGAGAACCCGCACAUCAUCGGGCGCCAGCAGGUGUACGUGAAGAUCGUACCGCAAGGCCCGGACCGGGUGACGCUCAACUCGAGCUACACCAACCGCAACAACCCGGAGUACAUUGCGUCGCUCGGCCGCACGGUGCUCUCGUUCUGUCCGGUCAUUCCCGGCGGCCUGCUGAUCUUCUUCCCGUCCUACCCGAUGCUCAACAAGUGCGUCGAGGAGUGGCAGACGAGCGGCAUGUGGGCGCAGAUCAACCGCGCCAAGGCGGUGUUCAUCGAGCCGCGCGGCAAGGACGCGUUCGCCAGCACGAUGGCGGAGUACUACGCCCGGCUGCAGGAGCCGGCCAGCAAGGGCGCCAUCUUUAUGGCCGUCUGCCGCGGCAAGGUGUCCGAGGGGCUCGACUUUGCCGACGCGAACGGGCGCGCCGUCAUGAUCACGGGGCUGCCCUUUCCGCCCCUGAUGGACGCGCGCGUCAUGCUCAAGAAGCAGUACCUCGAGGCGAACCGAUCGCGCGAGAACGAGAUGAUCUCCGGCGACGAGUGGUACUCGCUCGAGGCGGCCCGCGCCGUUAAUCAGGCCAUCGGGCGCGUCAUCCGCCACAAGGACGACUACGGUGCGAUCCUGCUGUGCGACACGCGCUUCCAGCAGCACCGCCAGAAGGCGCAGCUCUCCUCCUGGGUCCAGGGCCACCUGCGCGAGGACCGCGGGACCACCGGCGCCCCGUUCGGCUCCACCAUCGGCGAACUGUCGCGCUUCUUCCGCAACCUCGAAAAGACGGCAACCCCGGCACAGCUGCGGGAGACGGCUGUCAAGCUGGAGCCAGCGUCAUCGCAACCGACCGACGUCAAACCGACGUACCGGAGCAAGCAGGAAGCGGUGCCACCGGCAGCCAACGUUGCAUUCCAGCUAAGCGAUUACCUACAACAACCAGCCGGUCGAUCGCAACCACCUACCACCUCCACUCACCCCAGCGGGAAGUUUCUUUCCAAGCUCGACUGCAACACGCACUCGGUCAACACAUGGGCCACCGCCCCCGAGCCCGGUCUCAUCACCAUCUACAAACGGGAGCGCCGGUCGAGCCAAGAAAACCAUCAAACCUCCACCGACGAGACGGCACGCUCCAAGAAGCGCAAGCUGGUGAUGGUACCGACGGAACCCAUCCGCUACGGUCAACCGGUGCCGGCUGCGGUGGUUAAACAGGAAGCCGAAGCCAGCGCCCCAUCGGCCAUGCGGGAAGCGCCCGUGAACCGGAUCGACUUUCUCAAGGAGGUCAAGGGCUCGAUGGAUGCGGUCAAGUACAAACUGUUCCUGCACUCCCUAGCCCAGUACCAUCGCGAGGGCGUAUUCGUCGUCUUCAUUGCGAACAUGUGUACCUGCUUCGAGAACCCCAGCUGCUACUAUCUGCUAAAAGCAAUGCGGCGGUUCGUGAAGGUGCAUCAGAAACAUUUGUUCGACGAGCAUCUCGCGCGGAUGGGGCUGUGAGCGGCGCUAUUUGUUUCCAUUUUCCCCGCGGAGCUACGAUUCAAACCCACAAAGCAUUGAAUGUGCACAUUUUCUUCCGCCACAGUGAAACGAAAACAACGCCAGUGAAACAGUGAACCCACAGUGCCACAGUGAACCGUCAGACAGUCACACAUUUCAAACGCUACAGCAACAUGCCUAAUUUACAGAAUUUGUUAAGAUAAAUUUCAAAAACGUUGUUAAGAUAAAUUUCAUAUUUAUUUCUCUAAUGUGUC
Messenger RNA from Anopheles coustani, 3426 nucleotides. RefSeq names its product regulator of telomere elongation helicase 1 homolog (gene Rtel1). Gene Ontology annotation, molecular function: ATP binding; DNA polymerase binding; hydrolase activity, acting on acid anhydrides, in phosphorus-containing anhydrides. The transcript has 4 exons. Gene Ontology annotation, cellular component: nucleus. The record is from RefSeq and is a predicted model, not a curated record. Gene Ontology annotation, biological process: negative regulation of DNA recombination; DNA repair; negative regulation of t-circle formation. Bases 122 to 3172 code for a protein of 1016 amino acids. NCBI's taxonomy places the organism in Eukaryota, Metazoa, Arthropoda, Insecta, Diptera, Culicidae.